Aplosporella prunicola CBS 121167 is the source of this 222-nucleotide messenger RNA. RefSeq lists its product as uncharacterized. The annotation marks the transcript as partial. Lineage: Eukaryota; Fungi; Ascomycota; Dothideomycetes; Botryosphaeriales; Aplosporellaceae. The record is from RefSeq and is a predicted model, not a curated record. The transcript has a single exon.
CGCCCCCGGGCCAAGAAGCAACAGCAGCAGCAGCAGCAGGACGAGCCAAUUACCGUCAACAGCAGCAGCAGCAGCAGUAGCAGCGAGGACAGCGAGGACGACUACAACACCAUAGAGGAGGAUAGAGAUACUGCCUUCAGCAGUAGUACGGCACCCUCUGUAAAUAGAGAGAUGCCAGCACGUAAGGGUCGUAGCACGAGGAAGGCUCGCUACGGUGACUGA